Oryzias melastigma (Indian medaka) is the source of this 2065-nucleotide messenger RNA. It is a transcript of the gene lrguk, whose product is annotated as leucine-rich repeats and guanylate kinase domain containing. Lineage: Eukaryota; Metazoa; Chordata; Actinopteri; Beloniformes; Adrianichthyidae. The annotation marks the transcript as partial. Gene Ontology annotation, molecular function: GMP kinase activity; protein binding. Gene Ontology annotation, cellular component: cytosol. The record is from RefSeq and is a predicted model, not a curated record. The transcript is spliced from 18 exons.
UCAGUGUUAUCUAACUAUGUGCAUCUUCAAACGUUGAAAUUACCACACAACAAACUCAAAGAUUUAUCCUGUGUAAGUCACAUGCCCUGCCUUGUAAUCCUGGAUGCCUCCCACAAUGAAAUCUCCACUUUUUUCGACUUUGAGCCACCCAAGAAACUCAAGGAGGUCAACUUCUCCUACAACCGUUUGACAGAAAUGAAGAGUCUAUCCGCCUAUGAAUCCCUUAGUAAACUGAGCUUGGACUACAACAGUAUCAGUGAAAUCACUGGUCUUGAACAGUGCUGCAGGCUCACCCAUCUCAGCUUGGCUCACAACAAGAUCUCAAGGAUCAGUGGGCUGGACGACUUGCCUCUCACACACCUCUGCUUAAGGGGGAACCAGCUCCGGAAGAUUGAAGGCUUUGAGAACGUUAAGAGCCUGCAGGUUCUUGAUUUGUCUCUGAAUCGUGUCACCUGUCUCACAGGGCUUCAGAGCCUCCAGCUUCUCUGUUCCAUGAACCUGGAAAAAAAUCAGAUUAGUGAAAUUCAUGAAUGUAAACACAUUCACAAUCUGCAGCUGCUGAGAGAUCUCAAUCUGCUGGAUAACCCCUUACAGGAGCAGCCAAAUUACCGAUUAGCAGUCAUCUUCCUUCUUCAACAACUGACGAUGCUGGACCAAGAAGUGGUUACUGCAGAGGAAAAGGUUACUUCAGUCAACAAAUACGACCCUCCAAUGAACGUGGUGGCAGCAAGAGAUCACAUGACCAAUCUAGUGUAUCAGCUGAUGCAGCCCCAAGUUUUAUUUGACAGUACGCUGACCAGUGUGGACUCUCCAUACCCGCUGCUGGUGCUGACUGGUCCUCAAGGCUGCGGGAAAAGAGAGCUAGUUCACAGACUGUGCCAAGAGUUCUGUGAUUACUUUUGCUAUGGGCUUUCUCACACCACACGAGAGCCAUACAGUGGAGAGGAGAAUGGAAUCGAUUACCAUUUUAUCAAUGAGGAAGACUUUCAGACCAUGAUCCGCAUGGGUACGUUUAUCCAGACCAUGCAGUACAGGGGUCAUCGAUUCGGUCUCAGCAGAGAGACAAUAGAGGGAGCAGCCAGAGAAGGACUGGCCUGCUGUGUGCACAUGGAGCUGGAGGGUGUGCUCAGUCUAAAGAAGAGCUGCUUUAAGCCGCGAUUCGUCCUGAUCAUUCCCUCUCAGGAGGAAAACUACAGAUCCCACCUGAAAAGCCGCGGCCUCUACACCCCAGCUCAGAUUGAUGCCGCCGUGUCACGCGUGGAGCUUUACAUCAGAACCAAGGAGCAGCAUCCAGGAUUCUUUGAUAACGUUGUUCCCUGUGAUGACUGGGAGGAAGCCUAUCAGUCGCUGCGACAGAUAGUGAUGGAGGACCUGUUGCUGGAGGAGGAGGAGGAGGGACAGAGAAGCAGCAAAGUUGGAACAUCUACAGGACAGAAUUCAGCAGAGAAGGAGCGUCCACAGCAGCCAGAGCCAGCGUCAGAACCCUUAGCAUCCAUCUCUGCAUCAUCUCUGGAUCCUUCUAGAACCCAAGUGGACAACAUCCAGGCUAAGAUCGCCUCUCAAAGGAGUCCUGCUGAGGCGGCAUCCAUCAGGAGGCGAGAGCAGCUUUUGAGGGAGGCUCUGUUGGGGAGGAGUUCAGGGGUCUACAGUCAGCUUUUCAAACGUUCCACUCCGUUGUUGUCACUACACAAGGAGAAUCCUGACGCUCGCUUCGAUGAGGACAGCAGUAGCUCAGAUGAGACGCAGAGAAGUUCAGCUCUUUCAGUUCCCAGUUCGGCCGGAGCUUUAAUGGAGCUUUUAGAUGUCUCUGUCCCAGGACAAACCCAGGAAACACUCAAAGAUGGAUCGGGUCAAACAUCAUUCGCGUCUCAUUCAGGAGUCGAUCACCCCACGGCUGCUGUAUCUCCGUCGUCAGAGAGACGCCCCACAUCUAACAUGAAAUCCAUUUUGCCACCAAUCCCAAAUGGAAGAAAGAGUCCUGCAGCUGCCAGUCCAGGUUUUUCUCCUAAUAUCAGCCCUAACCCAGGAGUCACAAAGGGUGGGAAAUAAAGACUAGUUUUAGUGA